This is a messenger RNA of Hyaloscypha bicolor E, 1740 nucleotides long. RefSeq lists its product as uncharacterized. The transcript has 3 exons. The record is from RefSeq and is a predicted model, not a curated record. NCBI's taxonomy places the organism in Eukaryota, Fungi, Ascomycota, Leotiomycetes, Helotiales, Hyaloscyphaceae. The coding region runs from base 1 to 1740 and encodes 579 amino acids.
AUGUCCUCGGACACCACCAUGUCAGAUUCAGACCUUGACAAGAAGAUGGUGUAUCUUGCUUAUCGCGAUAUUUUCAAAGAUAAACUCGCAAAGCUGAGGAAGCGGAAUAAGGUACGCAAUGUGGUGGAGAAGCACAAAGAUCACCUCCACCAUAAGCAACUCGCCGAUUCAAUGGAUUUGGAGAAAACCUGCAGGAUUUUGGGAGAUCUUCUAGCAGCGCGUUUAUUCGAAUCAGAUUCAGCAGCUGAAGCUACUUUCCCAACACUCUUCUCUCCCAGGGAGCUGGGAUACGAUACGGCCUUGAUUGUGAAGUGCGUGGAGAACAGUGUCGAGGGCAGCUGUGGAAGGAGAGAUAGAACAAACCCCGACGCCCCUCCUUUCCUGGAGAUCCUCCGUUCUCCCGAUACUCGUAUGCCAAAUGGCGCUUCCCCAGAGAGUGCUCCGACGGUUAGACAGCAUCGCAUUGACAGAAAGUCGGGGCGCAUUAGAAAGCCUACUCGAGCCACGACAAAACCUACAGGGCCCAUACUUCAAGUUGGAGAGGGAAAGGAGGCUGCGCCCAAGGAAGUCUUCCGCGAAGGCAGAGAGAAGGGCAAAAAGGGCCUGAAGCGUACACGUGACUCCGACAUCAUACCGACAAAUCCCACAUAUCUCCCUUUCAGACUUCAGCAUUUGAUCCUUACCCAAACUCAACGACUGCUCGAAGAAUGCUGCUAUAACUUCGCUAAAAAGUGGUUUCCGUCCAUGUUGGAAGCCAAUGGCUGGGAUGCACCCGAGGCGGUCGAACUGACUAGGUGGUGGAAGUCUCGAAAUCGUGCUAUAUCUAUCCGGAACUGCGCUGUUCAUCGUCGCCCACGGAUUCCUGUCAAGAGAGUAGGAGAAAUGGUUCGAGACGCCUGGUUGCUUUCUCAAGCACUGCAGGACGAUUUGCGAGCUGCACAGCUCCUACACUGGCACAAGGAGUUGGAAACCCUCGUCGCGCACUUGCAAUUAAGAAUAAACUCCCAGAGGGAGGCGGUAGAAGCUGAGCUCCGAAAUAUACACAAUGCCAAGGUUGAAAUGGAGGAGAGGCUGGCUGAACUAGAGUCAAGAGCAAGCCAGUUGACUCAGUCUUUAGAAGCGGAGGGCAGAACCCACCGACCAAUUGAUACCGAGGCAUUGCGGUCCCUAGAAGAGGCACUCCGUAGGCCAGCUGUCGCCAAACCUCUACCUAUCACUGCGCAGGAUCAAGUUAGGCAGUGGAUAGAGAAUAGCGUGGGCAUGAUAAUUAAUCGGAAGCACGCUGGAGCUACCAAAAGGCUGGCCAUUAAAGUUAAACCUCCGGGCCCAGAUUCUCGAGAUCAGCCGUUGCUACAUGCUCCAGUUUUGGCUACUAAUGCGCUUUAUGAUUCUUACGAGAGCUCUUACGGAUAUAUGGGCGUUCGGGAUACCUUUCACAAACGUCAAAAAUGUGCCAGAGAGGCGGAUGAGACCGAGCAAGAGACAUUUCAAGGAUCAGCUCAGGACUCUCAUGUCACCUCUAUAUCGAUGACGCUUCGGCGUACUGCCGUUCAAGCACAAGAGAGCUUCAGGUUAACACCUUUCAUGCGGACAGGGGCUACGAAUGAAACCGCUAGGCAUGUGCGACCUUCGGCAGGGCAACUUCACCCUUCGACACAGCAUCCUCUAUAUCCAGUCUCUAUAGAUGAUGACAAAAGCACGGACUAUGGCUCCGUGCCUGCGGAUUACGAGUGGGAAUAG